CCGUCUGUGGCUGCGCAAGGGCAUUUCGGUCUCGGGUCGUUCCAUCAUCGCCAUCGCAUCUUUCCCGUGUCUGUUGAAUCAGCAAAAUAAAAUCAAACAAUACGAAUCAGCUACAAUAAACCAAAUUUAAAAAACAGAAUAGAAAGACUGAUUUAAAAGCCCUCUUGGCAUAAAAGCAAAGAAUACGCCUGUGACAAAAAAUAAUCGCAUGCUCCUCCACAUUUCGCCGAAGGAGAAAAUUAGCAAGACAACAAAUACCUACCUAUAAAUCCACACCCUGUUUCAAUUAACCUUGAAAAGGAUUUUGAAUAAAGUGAAAACGCGCCAUUUCUAUUAACUCGGAUAGUCUAGUUCACACAAAGUUGCCUUAAACACAUUUUCAAUUUCCGUCUGAAUAAGAAACAAAAUAUUAAAAAAAAAACAACAAUCGUGUUAACAAAAUUCAAAUUCACAAUUGUACCUGCUUUCUACUCCUCUCGGUUUCAAUCAUAUUUCCGAAAAAGAAAACGAAAUCAGCAACUGAAUUACUGACACCGAUUUGGCACUUGUCAGUAGUGGUGUGUUUAACUUGUUUAUUUCCAGUAUACAGAUGUAUUUCAUUGCAAAAUAAUGUGUAGUGAUAAUUUGCAUUCGUAGAUACACACAUACAAGUAUUUACAUACACAUACGUACAUAGCCAUUUAUUCAUUAAGUGUAUGAACUUACAUUUGUUGUAGUUAUUUUUGUAAUUUUUACGAUCAAGGAAUCGAAGUGCAAGAAAUUGACACAAAUGCACAUCCUACACCGUAGCAAUGACCACCAGUUCGAGGAUCAAAAAUUUAUGAUGGAACGUUUGACUAGUCAUGGCAGUCUGGGACUGUCCAGCAAUAGUCCUGCGUAUACAACUCACACUGGAAGCCAUGCCAGCAGAGGGGGUCCAACAACUGGUCACGGAGGUCAUAGUGGAACACACAGCUCAGCUGCAACAAUGCACCAUCAGUCCCUGCAAUCUGACUUUCAACCACCAUAUUUUCCACCUCCAUUCCACCACUCCACACAAAGUCCUCCACAGCAACAGAUACCUGCAUACUUACAGAACCAUGGUGCUCUAGAGUAUCUUGGAACGGACCCCUACGGUCAACCAUUACCAACUUUGCAUCACACGCCCCUGCAUCAUUACAAUCAGUUGGCUGGACUCAGAUCAACUCAGGACCAGCUUGGUAUACAUAGAUCUCACAGAGAGGCUGAACUUCAAGGACAUGUGACACAAUUGUCACAUGGAUUUCCAUAUUCUGAUCGUCGAAGCGACUAUGGUAGUGCGAUAUCCACAGGUGCAACACACGGAGGACGCCUAGCACAUGAUCAUGAUCCGCUAGCUUUACAUCAGGCUCUCCAAAACGCUGUAGAUGACGGCCAGACAGCAGGUAUCGACGACAAUGUAGCCUUUAUGUCGGAUUUACCUCUAAUAAAGAGCAUGAAAAGUGGGAAGGAUGUAGGAAACAUUAGCUCAGGUUCUCCCAGUGAGGUAUUCUGCGCUGUUCCUGGCCGCUUGAGUCUAUUGUCCAGCACCUCGAAAUACAAGGUUACCAUCGCCGAAGUGCAACGACGGUUGUCUCCCCCCGAAUGCCUAAAUGCAUCCCUGCUGGGCGGUGUUUUGAGGAGGGCUAAAAGCAAAAAUGGCGGCAGACUGCUAAGAGAGAAGCUUGAAAAAAUUGGCUUAAACUUACCCGCCGGAAGACGUAAAGCGGCAAACGUCACCUUAUUAACUUCGCUAGUCGAGGGAGAAGCAGCUCAUUUAGCAAAGGAUUUUCACUUUGUAUGCGAAACGGAGUUUCCCGCCAGACAGUUGGCUGAGUACAUUGUAAGACAUAACACGGAGCCUCAAGAAUCAUAUAGGAGGAAAGAACUUUUGCUACACUCGCAACAGAUAACGAAGGAACUAAUGCAAGUCCUCAGUCAAGAUCGCACUACUCAGUAUGGCACGAGAUCGCAGCACUUAUUGGAACCAUCUAUGCAGCGCCAUCUUACACAUUUCUCUCUGAUAACACAUGGCUUUGGUUCGCCCGCAAUUAUGGCUGUGUUGCAUGCCUUCCAGACAUUUCUCAAUGAGUCCCUUAAUUAUCUGGAGAAACUGUAUCCGUCGAAUGGUGGCGGCAUGGUGUCAUCAUCUUUGGACAAAAGCAAAAUGGAUAGCGACAAGAAAUGAUAAAGAAAUGCCAACAUACACCAUAUCUAACGUUUCAAACGUUUGUCCCUUCUGUCCUGUACAAGUGCGCUGAAGUCGCACCGUCGCAAAUAAAUUCAUUGUACUUUUAUUUCUUAAUUAUUCCGUAGGCCUAACGUACAUGCGUACAUACAUAUCUAUGUACAUAUACAUGCAUAUGUAAUAAUAAGUGUAAGCUUUUUAAUUGCUAAUCAAUAAGAAAUUUGUAUGUUCAAUAUGUCCAUGUAAAAUAAUAGUUUAAUUUGAGAACAAACAAACGCAUUUCAGUAGUACAAUAAGUAGUGAAUAAAAACCUUGAAUAUUACACCUUCAUACACAACUACAAAAACAUCGUUCACAACUACAAAUACAUUACAGACACAUACACAGAAACCCUGCCAACUUACAUGUAAAGAUUCCGAUCUCGAAAGUAUCCGGAUUUACAAGCCAACAAUAUGAAAGGAGAAUACCGCUGUGCCAUCGACGCGAAUGCGAUUAUGGCGAAUGAUAUCCGCAGUAAACAAACACAAUAACAAACGACAUACAUCACACGAACACAGCUUAAAUUUAGUAAACAUAAAAAUUUAUAAAGAUAAAAGUAUAGUAAUAUUAGUUG
Stomoxys calcitrans (stable fly) is the source of this 2798-nucleotide messenger RNA. It is a transcript of the gene TfAP-2, whose product is annotated as transcription factor AP-2-epsilon. Bases 770 to 2185 code for a protein of 471 amino acids. The record is from RefSeq and is a predicted model, not a curated record. Gene Ontology annotation, cellular component: nucleus. Gene Ontology annotation, biological process: regulation of cell population proliferation; anatomical structure development; regulation of transcription by RNA polymerase II. Lineage: Eukaryota; Metazoa; Arthropoda; Insecta; Diptera; Muscidae. The transcript is spliced from 8 exons. Gene Ontology annotation, molecular function: RNA polymerase II transcription regulatory region sequence-specific DNA binding; DNA-binding transcription factor activity, RNA polymerase II-specific.